This is a messenger RNA of Cyprinodon variegatus (sheepshead minnow), 3319 nucleotides long. RefSeq names its product helicase-like transcription factor (gene hltf). The coding region runs from base 180 to 3062 and encodes 960 amino acids. NCBI's taxonomy places the organism in Eukaryota, Metazoa, Chordata, Actinopteri, Cyprinodontiformes, Cyprinodontidae. Gene Ontology annotation, molecular function: hydrolase activity, acting on acid anhydrides, in phosphorus-containing anhydrides; ATP-dependent chromatin remodeler activity; ATP binding. The transcript is spliced from 25 exons. The record is from RefSeq and is a predicted model, not a curated record.
GAGGCUUAUAAAUUAUGGAUCAUUUGAGAAUUACGACCGCUAAUUUCCAAUGUCGGACUGCAUGGAAUGCAGCACGAGAUGACGCGAGAGCGACUCUAGACUGAUUGUUUUGAAAACCGAAUGGGGCAAAGCGAGGGAGCCAGGGGUCAUGGGGAGAGGAGACACAUGAUGAAACAGACAUGUUUUCCCGCCAUUGGAGGUUUGGUGCUGUCAGGUUCACCGAUGUGGACCUCUUUGCAGACGGUUCAGAGUCCGGUGCAGAGACUCUUUCCCAGGCUAUCAGAACCGCUGCCUCCGAGCAGCCGGACGCAGAUGGCAGCGUGCUAUUUGGCCAGCUGCGGGGCACUGUGGUUGGGCUCAGAUAUUACUCUGGUGUGGUAAACCGUGGGGAGAUGGUGAGUUUGGUACGGGAGCCGCAAAAUCCGUACGACCGGAAUGCGGUGAUGGUCACCAACGUUUUAGGCCGACAGGUGGGACACAUUAAGAAGGAGCUGGCUGCAGCCAUGGCAUAUGUUAUGGAUAAAAACCUGGCCAAAGUAGAGGGGGUGGUUUACUCAGGGACCAACAACACCUUCUCCAUGCCGGUUACACUUUCAUUCCUGGGGAGCGAAGAGAACAAGGAUGCUGUGAUGAAGUACAUGGCGAGUCGAGGGUACAAACUGGACACAGAAGGAGGUGCAAUGGGGAAAGCUUCUGGCUCUGCUGGCGCUCGCUCGUUUUCCUUCAAGAAAGGUGUGACCAUCCCGCUAACUGCAGAUGAGCUGAAGAAUGCAUUUGACAAUUUAUUUGAGGGUUUGAUGGAGAGCAAAGAUGGGGAGAAAGAGGCAGCUGAGGCUGUGGUCACUCCACUGCUGCCCCACCAAAAGCAGGCCCUGUCCUGGAUGUGCGCUCGGGAAAAUAAAGACACACUGCCACCUUUCUGGGAGAAGCGAGGCGAGCUUUACUACAACAGCCUCACGUGUUUCUCUGCUAAAGAAUUACCAGAGAGGGUUCGGGGGGGAAUACUGGCUGAUGACAUGGGACUGGGUAAAACUCUGACAACCAUCGCUCUGAUCCUCACUAACUUCCACAAAGGAAAACCUUUGCCUGUUGAGAAAUGUGACGGGCCAUCUAAGCCUAUUAAAGCUAAACGUAAGCUACUGGAAGGCUCUAAACUGGAAGAGAGCAGAGAUACAGCUAGUGCAGCAGGGGGAAUUUCACUCUGCUCAGAAAUUCCAGAGAAAGAUGUGGUUUGUGUUGAUCAAGCAGAUGUGGUGCUGAUAGAAGAUGAGCCACAGAAAAGUACAGGCAAAGGGAAGCAUAAACCCUCUAAACGGAAAACCAGUAAAGAUGGUUCAGCGUUGUUUGAAGACCUGGACUUUGCGGCGGCCCUGAGUGGCUCAGCAUCAGACACAGGCCCAAAGAAGAAGAAAACAGCUAAGAAGAGCAAACUUAAACAGAGUGUGGAAGUUCCCAUCUCUGAAUAUACAGAUGAUUUCUCAGCGAGGGCAACUCUUAUCAUCUGUCCUCUCUCUGUGCUCAGCAACUGGUUGGACCAGUUAGAGCAACACUUGCAGCACAACGUGAAGCCCAACAUCUAUCUGUACUACGGUUCCGAGCGCAACAGGAGCGAGUCAUUUCUGUCCUCUCAGGAUGUGGUGAUCACCACCUACAAUGUCCUCUCUAGCGAGUUUGGAAAUAAGAGUCCUUUGCAUGGGGUCGACUGGCUGAGGGUGGUUCUGGAUGAAGGACACAUCAUCAGAAACCCAAACGCACAGAUGAGCAAGGCUGUGCUGGAACUGAAAGCUCAGAGACGCUGGAUACUUUCAGGUACUCCGGUCCAGAACAGUGUGAAGGACCUGUGGAUGCUGCUCGCCUUCCUGCGGCUGAAGCCCUUCGAUGUGAGGGAGUGGUGGAACAGAGUAAUCCAGAGACCGGUCACACUGGGAGAUAGGGUCGGCCUGCAAAACCUUCAGAAUCUGGUGAAGUGCAUCACGCUGAGACGGACCAAAAACAGCAAGGUGAACGGGCAGCACCUGGUGUCGCUGCCUAAGAAGACUGUUUACGUGGAGCAGGUGGAGCUCAGCCAGCAGGAGAGGGAGGAGUACGAGCUGGCUCCCAAAGAGGGACGCCGCACAAUCGGCAGAUAUGUAGACGAAGGGUCUGUGUUGAAGAAUUAUGCUGACGUCCUCGCCAUCUUGACGAGGCUCAGACAAUACUGCUGCCAUCCUGAUCUGCUUGGGAAAAUAUCCGCAGAAUUCGCCGCCGCGGACAAUCCAGCAGAUCUGCGGCAGCGGCUGAUAGAAAGACUGCGGCUGGUGUUAGCCAGUGGCUCUGACGAGGAGUGCUCUGUGUGUCUGGACUCCCUCCGUCUACCCGUCAUCACUCACUGCGCCCACGUUUACUGCCGGCCCUGCAUCGCUCAGGUCAUCAGCGGUGAGCAGAAGGCCCGGUGUCCUCUCUGUCGAAGUGAUAUUAAGGCCAGUGAGCUGGUGGAGUUUCCGCCAGAGAAAACAGAAGAUGAGACGAGUAUGAACUCUGACAGCUGGAGGACAAGUUCAAAGGUUCAGGCGCUGAUGGGAAACCUGUUCAGGCUGCGGUCCGAAGACAGCAACACCAAAUGCCUGGUUGUGUCUCAGUUUACACGCUUCCUCACCAUCCUUCAGACCCCACUCAGAGAACACGGCUUCAGUUUUGUACGUCUGGACGGCACAAUGAGCCAGAAGAAGAGAACUCAGAUCAUCCAGGAGUUUCAGAGCUCUGCGGCAGACAGUCCUAAAGUCAUGUUGCUGUCGCUCAAAGCCGGAGGGGUCGGGCUUAACCUGACUGCAGCCUCUCAUGUUUUCCUCAUGGAUCCUGCCUGGAACCCUGCUACUGAAGAGCAGUGUAUCGAUCGUUGCCACCGUAUAGGCCAGAAGAGAAACGUUGUCGUAACCAAGUUCAUUGUGAAGGACUCGGUGGAGGAGAACAUGGUGAAGAUCCAAAAGAAGAAGCAAGACCUGGUGGAGAAGACGUUCGGCUUGGCCAACAUGGACAGGAAAACCUCUCGGAUCGACGACAUCAGAGCUCUGUUGGAGAUGUAGACGUUCAGCUGAUUAAGGAUAUCUGUACUUAUUUCAUGUGCUGAACUGGUACGCUUUCCUUUUGUUUCAGUUUAAAGGGAUUUAGUCUGAGAUUUACAAAGAAUUGCACUAAUUUAAAAUAAAAAGGCUUAAGUUUAUACCUUGUUUUGCUUCGGUACCAAAUUAAUUGACCAAGUUUUUCCAACAAAACAUACCUGCUGCAGUCCUAUGGAUUUAUUCUGUUGCAAUAAAGAAACAUUCUCUGAUUUGUUGCUUGA